Quercus robur (English oak) is the source of this 1818-nucleotide messenger RNA. Its product is annotated as glutamate decarboxylase 1. Gene Ontology annotation, molecular function: pyridoxal phosphate binding; glutamate decarboxylase activity. Gene Ontology annotation, biological process: L-glutamate catabolic process. NCBI's taxonomy places the organism in Eukaryota, Viridiplantae, Streptophyta, Magnoliopsida, Fagales, Fagaceae. Gene Ontology annotation, cellular component: cytosol. Bases 5 to 1654 code for a protein of 549 amino acids. The transcript has 7 exons. The record is from RefSeq and is a predicted model, not a curated record.
GAAUAUGACUAUUACUUCAAACGUGACUAUUUCUCCUCAUAGUUUAUUUAACUCCCUACGUCUUCCUCAGUUCUCGCCCCUUUCUUGCUUCUUCUUCCUUCACAUUUCUCAUUCACACUUUUUCUUUGUUUCUCUGUUUCUCUCUCUCUUCACCAUGGUUCUCUCCAACACCUUUUCAAAGUCCGAUGAGUCCAUUCACUCAACCUUCGCUUCUCGCUAUGUUAGGACUGCCCUUCCCAGAUUCAAAAUGCCGGAGAACUCGAUCCCUAAGGAGGCAGCAUUUCAGAUCAUUAACGAUGAGCUGAUGUUGGAUGGGAAUCCAAGGCUAAACCUAGCCUCAUUCGUGACCACGUGGAUGGAGCCCGAAUGUGAUAAGCUCAUCAUGGCUUCCGUUAACAAGAAUUACGUCGACAUGGAUGAGUAUCCUGUCACUACUGAGCUCCAGAAUCGGUGUGUUAACAUGAUAGCGCAUCUCUUCAAUGCACCACUGGGAGAAGCAGAGGCUGCAGUUGGAGUAGGAACGGUGGGGUCAUCUGAGGCCAUAAUGUUGGCUGGGUUAGCAUUCAAAAGGAAGUGGCAGAACAAGAUGAAAGCAGAGGGAAAACCUUAUGACAAGCCCAACAUUGUCACUGGGGCCAAUGUCCAGGUAUGUUGGGAGAAAUUUGCAAGAUACUUUGAAGUAGAGUUGAAGGAGGUGAAGCUGAGAGAAGAUUACCUUGUGAUGGACCCUGUGAAGGCAGUAGAGAUGGUAGAUGAAAACACCAUUUGUGUCGCUGCUAUCCUCGGUUCCACUCUCAACGGAGAGUUUGAAGAUGUAAAGCUCUUAAACGAUCUCUUGAUUGAAAAAAACAAGCAAACUGGAUGGGAUACUCCAAUCCAUGUGGAUGCUGCUAGUGGUGGAUUCAUUGCACCAUUUCUUUACCCAGAGCUUGAGUGGGAUUUCCGCUUACCAUUGGUGAAGAGCAUCAACGUUAGUGGCCAUAAGUAUGGGCUUGUCUAUGCCGGGAUCGGGUGGGUCGUUUGGAGGAGCAAAGACGAUUUGCCAGAAGAACUCAUCUUCCAUAUCAAUUAUCUUGGCACUGACCAACCCACCUUCACCCUCAACUUCUCCAAAGGUUCUAGUCAAGUUAUUGCUCAGUACUAUCAAUUAAUUCGCUUGGGUUUUGAGGGAUACAAGAAUGUUAUGGAAAAUUGCCGAGAAAACAUGCUGGUACUCAAAGCUGGAUUGGAGAAGACAGGCCGGUUUAACAUAGUCUCAAAAGACAAUGGGGUGCCAUUGGUGGCCUUUUCUUUAAAGAACACUAGCUGCCAUGACGAGUUUGAGGUGUCGGACUAUUUGCGACGCUUUGGCUGGAUUGUGCCUGCUUACACCAUGCCACCUGAUGCCCAAAAUGUGACGGUUCUUCGUGUUGUCAUAAGGGAAGACUUUUCGCGCACUCUUGCCGAACGCCUUGUGAUUGAUAUCCAGAAAGUUUUGCAUGAACUUGAUACCCUUCCUGCUAAGAUCACUGCCAAGAUAGCACUUAAUGGUGAAAAUGCUGACAAGAAUGUCACUGUGGUUACAAAGAAGAGUGCGAUAGAGACUCAGAGGGAGAUCACUACGGUUUGGAGGAAGUUUGUCAUGGAGAAGAAGAAGAUGAACGGUGUUUGUUAGAGCUUAAAGAAGAGCAUAUGUAUUGGAGCUGUGUGUGUGUGUAUGCUUGUUGAGUUAUUAAUUCUCUCUCUUAUCUAAUUAAGCAGAGAAUUAAUUGAGCAUCCUUUUUUAUUUUGUGAGACGGCUUUAUGUACUCGGUAAUGCUUAUUGAGCUUUCUCUAUUA